GUGUGUGUGUGUGUGUCCAAUGCCGAGAGAUGGAGGGCCACUGCCGUCACAGCAGAAACUCCAAGAGGUGACAGCUAGUUGCAAGAGGAAGUCCUGGCCUACUGCUUGGGCAAGAGGCAGAGCUGGGCCGGCUAUGUGGCUGGGGGUACUGCAGCUGCUGUUGCUGUUGCUGGUGGAUCCACCCACCACCAGCACGGAGGACCCCGCCUUUCCCCACCUGGGCGACAGCUCACAGCCCCCACCACGGGCCUGUCCCUGGCGCUGCUCCUGUCCCCGUGCUGACACUGUGGACUGCGCUGGCCUGGACCUGAAAGUGUUCCCAGACAACAUUACCAAGGCCGUUAGGCACCUCUCCUUACAGAACAACCAACUACAGGAACUCCCCUACAACAAGCUGUCCCGCCUCAGCGGCUUGCAAACCCUGGACCUACACAGCAACCUCAUCUCCUCAGAGGGCCUGCCCGAUGAGGCCUUUGAGUCCCUCACCCAGCUAGAGCACUUCUAUGUGGCCCACAACAAGCUCACAGUGGCCCCCCAGUUCCUGCCACGCUCCCUGCGAGUUGCUGACCUGGCUGCCAAUGAAGUAGUGGAGGUCUUCCCGCUCACCUUUGCAGAAAAACCCCUGCUCAGGUCUGUGUACCUCCACAACAACCAAUUAAGCAACACUGGCCUGCCACCAAACACCUUUCGAGGCUCGGAGGCCAUCACCACCCUGAGUCUCUCCAGCAACCAACUUAGCCGCCUGCCACCCGGUCUGCCAGCGUCCCUGGAGCAGCUUCACCUGCAGGACAAUCUUAUCUCCAAAGUGCCCAGAGGAGCAUUAAGCCGCCAGACUCAACUUCGUGAGCUGUACCUCCAGCAUAACCAAUUAACCGACAGUGGCCUGGAUGUGACCACCUUCAGCAAGCUGCACAGCCUGGAGUACCUGGACCUGUCUCACAACCUGCUGGCUACCGUGCCUGCAGGCCUGCCCCGGACCCUGGCUGUACUGCACCUGGGUCGCAACUGCAUCCGGCAGGUGGAUGCAGCGCGGUUGCGGGUGGCAAGGGGCCUGCGCUACCUGCUAUUGCAGCACAACGAGUUGGGGGCCUCGGGGCUGCCAGCAGGGGCGCUGCAGCCGUUGCGGAGCCUGCACACGCUGCACCUCUAUGGCAACAGGCUGCAGCGCGUCCCGCCCACGAUGCCCCGGCGCCUGCGGGCCCUGAUAAUGCCGCACAACCGCGUGGCAGCACUGGGUGCCCGUGAUCUGGCCUCUACGCGGGGCCUGGUGGAGCUCAACCUGGCCUACAACCACCUGGCCAGCGCGCGCGUCCAUCCGCGGGCCUUCCGCCGCUUACGCACCCUGCGCAGCCUCGACCUGGCUGGCAACCAGCUGAGCCGGCUGCCCGCAGGCCUGCCUACCAGUCUGCACGAACUGCGGCUGCAGCACAACCACUUGAGGGCCCUGGAGCCUGAGAUGCUGGCUGGUCUGGAUCAGCUGCGGGAGCUCAGCCUGGCGCACAACCAGCUCCGCGUCGGCGACAUAGGGCCUGGCACCUGGCACGAGCUGCAGGCACUGCAGGUGCUGGACCUAAGCCACAAUGAGCUAUCAUUUGUGCCCCCUGACCUGCCCGAGGCCCUGGAAGAGCUACACCUGCAGGGUAACCGCAUCAGUCACGUGGGCUCGGAGGCCUUCGUCAGCACACCCCAUUUGCGUGCCCUCUUUCUCAGGACCAACAGGCUCCAUAUGACAAGCAUCUCGGCUGAGGCCUUCCUGGGGCUGGUGCACCUACGCAUGGUAGACACUGCAGAUAACCCAGAACAGGUCCUAGUCCAGCUGCCACCCACAGCCCCACUUCAGCCACGAGGCUAGCUAUGGCCCUGAUCUGAGCUCCAAUGGACUGUGGACUAAGGAAGCUUUCAGCUAUAGCCUGGGGCCCUCGGAAGCUGGGCCUGCUGUGCCACCUUCUUGAAGGCUCAAGGAAGGGACUGAAUUAGGAAGCAUGAUGGCCUGAAAAUUCUAGGGACACAGAUACUCCCUGUCCCUCCAACACAGAUGGAGAUGGAAAAAUAAAGUGGCCUCCU
Nannospalax galili (Upper Galilee mountains blind mole rat) is the source of this 2064-nucleotide messenger RNA. RefSeq names its product podocan like 1 (gene Podnl1). The record is from RefSeq and is a predicted model, not a curated record. The transcript has 10 exons. NCBI's taxonomy places the organism in Eukaryota, Metazoa, Chordata, Mammalia, Rodentia, Spalacidae. Gene Ontology annotation, molecular function: protein binding. The coding region runs from base 20 to 1852 and encodes 610 amino acids.